Messenger RNA from Musca vetustissima, 383 nucleotides. RefSeq names its product mitochondrial pyruvate carrier 1-like. The record is from RefSeq and is a predicted model, not a curated record. Bases 24 to 383 code for a protein of 119 amino acids. Gene Ontology annotation, biological process: pyruvate import into mitochondria. Gene Ontology annotation, cellular component: mitochondrial inner membrane. NCBI's taxonomy places the organism in Eukaryota, Metazoa, Arthropoda, Insecta, Diptera, Muscidae. The transcript is spliced from 3 exons.
UUAGAAAACAAACAACUUAAAUCAUGUCGCAAAAACGUGCAGCUGGUCUCUUUGGAAAGUUGGUGGAGAAUCUCAAGAGCAAGGAAUUCAGGGAAUAUUUGAUGAGCACACAUUUCUGGGGUCCCGUUGCCAACUGGGGUAUUCCAAUUGCUGCUUUAGCUGAUAUUAAUAAGGAUCCUAAAAUCAUAUCUGGUCGCAUGACCUUGGCUCUUACUUUAUAUUCCUGCUGCUUCAUGCGUUUCGCAUGGAAAGUUCAACCUCGCAAUAUGCUAUUGUUCGCCUGCCACGUUACCAAUGCCACAGCACAAUCGAUACAAGGUGUACGUUUCAUCAAUUACAAUUAUCUGACAAAAAAAGAUGAACCCCAGGUGGGAGCUGCAUAA